Messenger RNA from Penicillium verrucosum, 1029 nucleotides. RefSeq lists its product as uncharacterized. The transcript has 4 exons. The coding region runs from base 1 to 1029 and encodes 342 amino acids. NCBI's taxonomy places the organism in Eukaryota, Fungi, Ascomycota, Eurotiomycetes, Eurotiales, Aspergillaceae. Gene Ontology annotation, cellular component: membrane. The record is from RefSeq and is a predicted model, not a curated record.
AUGUCUCUUCCUUAUCUCAAGUCGCUGAAAAAGCCCGAGUUAGCCGAGUUGGCUGAUCAGACAGACCUGCCACACUACGAUGACUACAACAAGAAUGAUCUUGUGGUAGUGCUGGACAGGCAUCUCCGUGAAAACCGCUCUAUCUUCUCCGGACUGGAGAGCCUCAAUGAAUAUUACUCGCGCCUGGCCUCUCCACCCCGCAGAGGAUCGCCCGUGAAGCGCGAAACCACACGAACUCCGGCGAAAACCCCAGCACGCCGCUCUGGAAAGAAGGAAGUGAAAGAAGAAAUUAUCGAGGAUGUGGAAGAAGCCGUCGAGCCCAGCCCAGUUGUAGUCAGCCCGACUCCAGCUCCUGUGGCGCGCACGAGCGUGCGCGAGUCUGCGCGCCAGACACCCCGCCAGACACCACGCCAACCAGCAGUUUUCCCAACCAUCGUUGACCCCGAGCCAUCACUCCCGGCGUCUCCAGCUGCCAUUACCGAAGUCAUCGAUGCGCAAACGAUCAAGCUGCGCGAGAGCCUUCAUAGUGCAUGGACUGCGACGGGCUUUGUAGACCGGGCGCACUCUCUGCGCGCAAUGCUGAGCAGUGUGAAGGCGAUCGAGAUCAUUGUGCUGCUUGUUGAAAGUGGCACCGCGCAGAUCCCUGCGAUCCCCAUCCGUGUUCCUGACCUAUUUGGCUUGCUGGAAGUAGCGUUCUGGGCGCCGGUUUCGCUAUGGUUCCUUACUUGUCUGUUCUUGCCUUUGAUUUCUGCCUACUUUAUCAACUUGAGCUGGCAAGCUUCUAGCAGUGCGCGUCGCUCCCGGUCUGCCUCUAAUCUUGCUCAGUUUGAUCCGUUGACUUUCAACAUCGUCAAGGCGUUGCUGGUGCACAUGGUGUUCGGAAAGGACUUCAACUUCUUUGGUGUCUAUAGCCUGUCUGCUAUCGGGAAGGUUCUUGACUCCGUCCCUGGUGGAGAUGUCGGUCUCUUUACUGGAUCUGCUAUCGGCAUUGUUGGGGCUCUGUACGAGGCUAUUCUCCAUCGCUCGUAA